GUCGAAACAGGAAAGUCUAGAGCCAACAUUAGCAUAAAUCACCGGUGUAGCCCUGAAACCGGGAUAAAGCAGGAGUGGAAAUGCAGCAUAAGACCGACAUUCCCUCUUCUUGGCCGGCUCCGCUUAUACGGUCCAGCAAAAAUCUUACAUAUUGCCCAUUUAACAAUAUCGCUCACACAGUGCUUCGUUUUUCACCCCCUUUCAGUUGGUGGCGGUAAUGCACGGAUGUCAACCCCGGCGGUUAAACUCAACCCACGAAGAAGAAAAAGCGAGCGACACACACAGGUAUCCAUUGGUGACUGUAAACUGGCUUUCAUGGAGAGAGCUGAUAAACAAAAUACGAAGCUCAUAACUAACCAGCCAUACGACGAGUGCCUGGAAGUGAACGACUCAGAAGAAAUAGCAAGUUUGUACACCCCGACACCACGACUAUCAGUCUCAAAGAAGAAAAGCAGACUGCUGCAUGAAAUGGCAAACCACAGUAGUGAUGAAUUUGAAGAAGACGUAAAGCCUCAAAAGAGUGAACAAAUUAAUGGCCAGCCUGCCUUGAGUGACAAUGAGGAGGAAGAAGAGGACGAUGAUGAUUCGGAUGAGACUGAUUCUGAUGAAGAGGAGGGUGAGCUGGGAUCCGCCCCUGAAGGGGCAUAUGACCCAUCAGACUAUGACCAUCUUCCUGUCAGCACGGAGAUCAAAGAACUGUUUCAGUAUAUAACUCGGUACACUCCACAGACCAUUGAACUAGACCACAAGCUGAAACCCUUUAUUCCAGACUUUAUCCCAGCAGUGGGAGAUAUUGAUGCCUUCCUUAAAGUCCCACGUCCUGAUGGCAAAGCAGACAAUCUGGGUCUGCUGGUCCUGGAUGAGCCCUGCACCAAGCAGUCAGACCCCACCGUACUGUCACUGUGGCUCUCUGAGAAUAGCAAGCAGCACAACAUCACUGAGGUGAAAGUGAAAAGUGUGGAGAACCCGGAGAAGAAUCCCAAAGCCAUCGAGAACUGGAUUGAGAGCAUCAGCGAGCUCCAUCGUUCCAAACCCCCAGCCACUGUCCACUACACCAGGUCUAUGCCAGACAUUGAUGCUCUGAUGCAGGAGUGGCCAUCUGAAUUUGAAGAGUUGCUGGGAAAGGUUAGCCUCCCAACAGCUGAUAUCAACUGUGAUCUGACUCAGUACAUAGACAUCAUAUGUGGCAUCCUCGACAUCCCCAUCUACAAGAGUCGGAUUCACUCUCUCCAUGUGAUGUUCACGCUUUACUCAGAGUUCAAAAACUCACAGCAUUUCAAAGCCUUAGCAGAGGGUCAGAAGUCGGAUACACUGUCAGCUCCUCGUUCUGCCACUGCAGAGCCAGAUAUACUUGCUUUCGAUUGAGGACAGACUACUGACUUCUUUGGAAGCUUUAUUGUCCACCAGGUGACCAGACAUAACCAAGGCUCCUCCAUCUGUGGAAGCAGUUGUGUCCCAAAUUAUUCAGUAUUCCCUGUAUCGUGCACUACAUGUAACCAUAGCCCAAUGGAGAAUAGGGGGCCAUUUGUGGUGCAGAUUUGGACGAGGCCCAGUAUUCUACUGUCUGAAGUUCAGCCCUUGGUUUUACUAAGGCUACUGGGAAUCUAUGCUUUCUCUUUGCUGUUGCUGGUUGUAUGUAAAUAUUAAGUUAUACACAUCUUCUAAAGUUUUCUACGAUUUAAAAAAUGUAAUAAAUUGUUUUCUAAUUUCUAAA
This is a messenger RNA of Esox lucius (northern pike), 1714 nucleotides long. It is a transcript of the gene ift46, whose product is annotated as intraflagellar transport 46 homolog (Chlamydomonas). Bases 226 to 1365 code for a protein of 379 amino acids. NCBI's taxonomy places the organism in Eukaryota, Metazoa, Chordata, Actinopteri, Esociformes, Esocidae. Gene Ontology annotation, cellular component: motile cilium; intraciliary transport particle B; centrosome. The record is from RefSeq and is a predicted model, not a curated record. Gene Ontology annotation, biological process: intraciliary transport; cilium assembly. The transcript has 12 exons.